Messenger RNA from Orbilia oligospora ATCC 24927, 315 nucleotides. RefSeq lists its product as uncharacterized. Lineage: Eukaryota; Fungi; Ascomycota; Orbiliomycetes; Orbiliales; Orbiliaceae. The record is from RefSeq and is a predicted model, not a curated record. The coding region runs from base 1 to 315 and encodes 104 amino acids. The transcript has a single exon.
AUGGCAUCUCAGUUACCAACGCCCCCCAAAACCGUCCUUACAAGGAGAUUAGGUAGAGUUUUGGAAAGAGAGCCCACGAAUGAGGAAUUGGUAGCCCGGAUUACAGAUCUGACCCGUGAAAACGGCAUGCUCAGGAAGCAAAUUCAGGAAUUCCAUGAGCUCUGGUCAAGCGUUCAGAAUCUAAUCUCACAAACGACAAGCGGUAUGGAAAAGAUAUCCCGAGCCCUCGGGGAUUUCGACAGUGCAUAUGAAUAUGCGGAAGCCAAUUGGAUCAAGUUCUGGGAUAGCGGAGAGGCUUUACCGCGAGAAUUCUGA